Aethina tumida (small hive beetle) is the source of this 2094-nucleotide messenger RNA. RefSeq names its product sodium-coupled monocarboxylate transporter 2. The transcript has 9 exons. The record is from RefSeq and is a predicted model, not a curated record. Gene Ontology annotation, cellular component: membrane. Lineage: Eukaryota; Metazoa; Arthropoda; Insecta; Coleoptera; Nitidulidae. Gene Ontology annotation, molecular function: symporter activity. Gene Ontology annotation, biological process: transmembrane transport; sodium ion transport. Bases 242 to 1993 code for a protein of 583 amino acids.
AAUAUAUGUAUAAAAAUAUGCCAGUCAUUUUUAUUUUCUUUUACGUCAUACGUUUUAUUACAACAUGAAGAUGACAAAAAAUAUCUAUGAACAAUAUUUGUUUUAAGUUAACAUAGACAGUUAGAUUAAUUCUCAUACUAACUUAUUUUCAAAUUAGACAAUAAUUAUUAAUAAAAUUGCUUAAUUUAGAUGAACACAACGGUGGCGAACGUUGUGACAAUGUUGUCAACACUAGUGCCGGAUGCUGCGAAAAAUUUCGGCACUGUAUCAUUUUCAUGGCGUUUAUUUCGGUUGUUUCGGCGACAAACAAUCAUCAGCAAAAGAGUAUUUGUUAGGUGGCAAAGAAAUGUCCGUGAUACCAGUCUCAAUAUCCCUUGUUGCAAGUCACAUUUCAGGACUGACACUCCUGGCGGUUCCCGCAGAUGUCUACGCUUACGGUGCGGGAUACGGCCUGCUUCCUUUCGCCCUUGUCAUAGUCUACUUCUUGACCGUUUACGUGUACCUGCCCGUUUUCUAUAAUCUGCAAGUAACUAGUUUGUACGAAUAUUUGGAACGGCGGUUCGAUUACAAUAGCAGGAUUCUGGCAUCGUUUCUUUUUACCGUUGCCAUGUUGAUGUACCUGCCAAUCGUGAUUUACAUUCCCGCUUUGGCUUUAUCGGCAGCGACUGGAGUAAACGUACAUUUUAUCACACCUGUGGUUUGUGGCGUGUGUAUUUUUUACACAACGAUCGGCGGUUUAAAAGCGGUGGUCUGGACCGACACAAUUCAAUUCACCGUCACAAUCGGUUCGUUACUGACUGUAUUUUUUAUGGGACUUAAAUCUGCUGGUGGUUUCGGACAAGUUUGGGAUAGAGCAUCAAUUGGACAACGAUUAUCGAUUCCACUGGGUUUGGACCUGACUGAAAGAGAUUCUUACAUUGCGAUAAUUUUAGGAUUUGCCAUUACUUGGUUGUCUUUUAGUGCUGUAAAUCAAGGAUGCGUUCAAAAAUUCCUAUCACUUCCGACUUAUGGCAAAGCCAAACUUUCUGUCGUUUUAUUCAUAAUGGGAAUGUCUAUUGUAACGCUUUUCAGCGUAUUUACAGGUUUGAUAAUGUACGCGAAAUAUUACCAGUGCGAUCCAUUUACAUCAAAAGCGAUCAAAAAACAUGACCAAAUCCUUCCUUACUAUGUUCUAGAUGUUGCAGGAUCAAUUCCCGGUCUACCAGGGCUUUUCAUUGCAGGAAUAUUUUGUGCUGCCUUAAGUACAUUAUCAGCAACAUUAAAUUGUAUGGCGGGAACGAUAUAUGAAGAUUUUCUGGUGAAACUAUUACCUGAGCACACCGAAAAAACAACAGCCAGUAUUCUAAAGCUUAUAGUUUUAAUUACUGGGAUUGUUUGCACUGCUUUAGUUUAUGUUAUUGAAAUGUUCGAAAGCGUUUUACCCACUGCAUUUACUUUUGGAGGAAUAACUGGGGGACCGACUGUUGCACUGUUCACUAUGGGAAUGUUGAUGCCACAUAUCAAGGGAAAAGCGGCCUAUUACGGAUCGAUUUUUGGAUUGAUCGUAAUGGCAUAUAUCGGAUUUACUGCUCAGUAUUAUAAGACAACGCGGGCAAUUUACAUACCUACCAAACCGUUGUCUAUUGAAGGGUGUUUUGUGAAUAACACAGAAGAGUUUAUGAACAUAAUCGCCACAACUGCUUCAUACAAUUCUUCUUCAUCGUCUUCAAUCAUUCUAAACACUGUUAAUGCUACUACACGAAUACCAAAACAAGAAGUUUUCGCUCUUUUCAGAAUAAGCCACUACUACUUUACAAUCGUUGGAUGCUUAAUUUCAAUGAUUGCAGCACUUAUAAUAAGUUGCUUCGAGAAGGAUAAAAAACCAGCGGAUAAAAAUUUAAUUUCUCCUUUGGUACAUUUUCUGUUGCCUCCAGAACAUUGCUCUUUGGAUGUAAAAUACAAGGAUGUGAAAGAAGCUCUAGCAUCUGUUACAACUGGUGCCGAAAAAGAUUGAUUAUGUAAUAUUUACAUUCUCUGUUUUGUUAAUAUCGCAAUGCAAUUUGUUUGUUUAUUUGUUAUUAUAAUAAGUGUAAUAAUAUAGUAUAAAACGUCAAA